This is a messenger RNA of Brugia pahangi, 1416 nucleotides long. NCBI's taxonomy places the organism in Eukaryota, Metazoa, Nematoda, Chromadorea, Rhabditida, Onchocercidae. The record is from the annotation of a GenBank genome assembly.
AUGGAGGGAGUUGGUGAUGUUAUGAAUGGCCGUGCUAAUGAAGUUGCCAAAACACCGCAACCAUCGCCCAAAGAAAUUGGGCGUGAAUUUGUUCGUCAGUACUACACGAUGCUAUCAGAGAGGCCACAAGACGUUUUCCGCUUUUACAGCCAUGAAUCAUAUUUUGUUCACGAUACGGAUCAGCCUGUUCAGGGACAGCAGAAAAUACAAAAAGCAAUCGAACGCUUGGCUUUUAUUGACUGCAAAGCACGAAUUUAUACUGUCAGUGGCACUGCCACAAUGAACAAUGGCUUAGUUAUACAAGUUUGUGGCGAGCUUUCAAUUGGCGAUAAUCCCGGAAGGCGUUUCUUGCAAACGUUUAUUCUCUGCCCGCAAACCCCAAAGAAAUACUAUGUCCACAAUGAUGUUUUCCAGUGGCUUGAUCGGGCCUUCGGUGAUGCUGUUAUUCAGUCGCAGAAGAGCGAUAUCCAAACUCAAAUUGCUACCGAGGAGAAUGUUGCAGCAAAUGGUGAUGCUAGUGGAAUUAAUGGUCAUACUCAGGCCCUUUCCACAAGCCACAAUCAAGAUGAGACUACUGAUCAAUUAUCUGAUAACUUGAAGAAAGAGCAGAUUCUUGAACCCAUUCAAGCAAUGAAUGCAAAUACUGUUGUUCAUGAUGCAAAGCAUCAGUUGAAUGAUAUAGUUAGUAGCAAAUCAGAUGACAGUUCCACUGAAGAGGCACACACGGAUUCGAAUUCGCUUACAGUUGAUUCAACACCGAAAACAUGGGCUAAAUUGGUCGGUGGUAAUCAAGCGGCUGCAGUAACUAUGGAUAUCCAGUUGCAGAAUAUGACUCAGGUGGCAGCGCAGCCAGCAGUGCGAUUGCCUAUAAUACAGAAUCAAACUCUGAUCUCUGCUUCAAAUAACACAAGCCUUCCUGCAAAUUUCGAAGAGAAUUGUCGACUAUAUGUGGGCGGCAUAACUCGCAAUAUUGUUCCAGAAAGCGCAGCUGCAAUCGAAAGAGAUAUACGUUUCGAGUUUGAAAAAUUUGGACAUGUUGCUGCAGUAAAUGUUCCCCGUCGUGUGCUGGAUUCUGCGGAUCCACAACGAACAGUUUUUGCUUUUGUGGUUAUGAGAACAGCGGAGGGUGCAAGAAAUGCAUUUAAUGCUGCAAGAAAGGAACGGUCGCUUUCACUUAUACAUCUGAAAAUUGACUCACUUGGGUUCGAUGGAGAAGCUACUCUUUCGGAGCAGAAGGGUGGACAGAUGAACGCACGUAGUCCGUUUAUACACAGAGGUCCAUCGCAAGCCUUAGCACGAGGCGGAGUUAAUGUGCGUAAUGGCUCUGGUGGUGGACGUGGUGGCGGAGGAGGAGGAUCUCGCGGAUUGCGACAUGGUAGUGAGUACCGGCUGUCAAGCGAACACGGUCGACAUUAG